CCUAUCCACUCUCCCCUACCGACCACACACCGCGCUGUGCUCGAAGCUCUCCCACCGCAAAAGAGGGCUCGCGAUCGUAUCCAUGGCCGCCGCGACCAUCUCCCUCUGCGGCUCACGCUGCGUCGCUCCGAGCCGGAGCCCCAAAGCUCGCCUCAACUCACAAGCAGCCGCCGCGCCGUACGCGCGGCCGUCGUCCUCGCGCCCAAGGGCGGUGGUCGUGGCCGCCAAGUCGUCGGGCGAGAAGGCGGACGAGAAGGUCCCCUCCUGGGCCCGUCCGGGCUCCGACGAGCCUCCUCCGUGGGCUCGCAACGAAGGCGGGGCCUCGGGGCAGGAAGGCGACGCCGCCCAGGUCCCGUUCUACGCCUACCUGCUCGCGUCCGCCGUGACGGCCAUCGCCGCCAUCGGGUCGAUAUUCGAGUACACGAACGGGCGGCCGGUGUUCGGCGUGGUGGGCACCGACAGCCCCCUCUACGCGCCCAUCCUCGGCUUCUUCGCCGUCACCGGCAUCCCGACCUCCGGGUACCUGUGGUACAAGGCCGUGCAGACGGCGAACAAGGACGCCGAGGAGCAGGAUCGCAGGGACGGCUUCCUCUGAUCUGGUUCGCUUGGGAGAGCAAUGAACACGCUGAACAUAUAUCGUAGUAUCCGUUUUUAGUACUUGGGCUGCAUGCCGAUCCAGCAGAGCAGAUGGGUUAGCACUGGGAAAAACAGCAGCAGGGCAGGUGGACUAAGAGCAGAAGAUCUCGUCUCUUCUUCCUCCUCUUCUACACAUGGAGCACUCGCCAUCUGAAGUCAGCAUUUGAAUGGAGGAAACGUGUCCCUUCAGUUUUCCCUGGGAUAAUUUUUCGCGCCUUGAUGUGAGUGUGUAUAUGAAGACUCAUGAAUAUAUCGAAUCCAUCGAUGCACACUU
Messenger RNA from Hordeum vulgare subsp. vulgare (domesticated barley), 910 nucleotides. RefSeq lists its product as uncharacterized. The record is from RefSeq and is a predicted model, not a curated record. Bases 83 to 595 code for a protein of 170 amino acids. NCBI's taxonomy places the organism in Eukaryota, Viridiplantae, Streptophyta, Magnoliopsida, Poales, Poaceae. The transcript is spliced from 3 exons.